Molecule: messenger RNA, 1254 nt
Organism: Dioszegia hungarica
Lineage: Eukaryota; Fungi; Basidiomycota; Tremellomycetes; Tremellales; Bulleribasidiaceae
Exons: 9
Coding region: 1-1254 (417 amino acids)
Source: RefSeq, a predicted model, not a curated record
AUGCCCGCCUCUAGCGACGGAGUGUUGUCAGGCAAGGGCCACCGCGCAAGCUUCCGUACCAAUCUCAGGCCGGACAAGCACUACUUUACGACGUUUCCAGCGUUUGGCUUGACCAACCAGUUCAUCUGCAUCUACACUUCAAUCUACAUGGCUUUGCUAUCGGAUAGAAUCCCCAUCUUACAACCCUUCAUCCCUCACUAUUCGCAUUUGGGCGGACAUGGAACUUUCCUCCCUAUCGGCGAGGUAUACGACCUGAACCGACUCCGCGCGGUUCUCGACUUACCCAUUGUCGAGAUGUGGGAGCUGAAGGCUUCUACCAUACUCAACACGACCGACCCUGCUAUCGAGGAGACGCCAGUCAUUGACGAAAUUGGAUGCUGGAGCAUGUGGAUGACGUCGUAUGGCGGAAAGUAUGGUAUCAGUGACACCUAUAGGUUCCAACCGGAAUGGACUCCUAUACCUCAGGAACACGUCCGGGCUGGUGGCCUUCAGCCAAACUUGCGGGACACGACAUCCUUACUCCGGAUCAGACCGCCCGGUCAGGACUUCACAUUGCCCCCUGGGUCGCAAACGGUAUUGACUAGACUCAACGUCACCCAGCCCGAGAUGGUCCCUGACAAUCAUGUCGCUUGCUUGGACGUCACCAUGUUUAUGAUGGUCGAGCCGGAGAGGUGGGACGUCACGGGCGAGUGGGUGGCGGGAGACGGGGCAUGGCAGGCGGUAGGGAGGCAUAUGCGAUUCCAGCCGUUCUGGUUGAAUCUGGCGGAGGUAUACCUGCGGCGGACGUUUGGGGUGGCCGAGGGCGAUGCAAUUCCACCUUAUAUCGGAGUGCACAUCAGGCGGACGGAUUUCUCUGAUACUUUGAAAGCCGUCUCUCUUCGGCACUAUGCCCAUGCGGCUUCUAUCGUCCAAAACAACAUCCGCACCUAUCUCGGUGUCGAUGUGAAGCGCAUCCUGGUUCUGACCGACGAAACGGACCCCGAGUGGCUUAAGCAGAUAGACAGCUUCGAGGGGUGGUCCUACGUCAAUCACGAGGCGGCCAAGACGAAGGAGCUCGGAUUAUGGUAUCCCACUUUAUUGGAUACUGUCAUGAUGUCGGGCGGGAUCGGUCUUGUUGGGCUGUACAAAAGUACAAUGGCCAUCAUGGCAUCACAUCGAGUGACCGAGUGGAAUGCGGGAGUGGCAAAGUUGUUGCAACACGAUUAUGGCCUUCAGGUGCCGGAUGGGUGGGAAUGGGCGAAUUCAAGAGGAUAG